GUGAAGGGUUGAUUGUGAAAGAUAAGGUGCAGUGAUGGUGCAUUGACUUGCCACCACGUUUAGGUACGAGAGAGUUCCUGUUGACCUUCGUUCUAACCAGGCCACCCACCCUCGUUGAGAGACAUUUUCCCUUGCAGACUGAGACUCAAAUAAGGUUUCGGAGUGCGGACCAGGAAAAGGGUUUUGCAUCGGACCUUGAAUUACCCCUGAGCCCUGAACUCGGCUAAAUGGGCGCUUUGUCCAAUCAGAUUGCCCUUUGCCGCCCCAUCUUUUCAACAUCAUUCCCAAUGAGAGGGUUCAAGCUUCCGCUACCGAGCAAAACAUCGGAUCGCAGGUUUUCAAAACGAGAAUCCCACAAAGCUUAUGGACUUAAGCUUCAGUAUCAGUGAGUCCAUAUCACUGCCUCCAAAUUGGAGACUCGCCUCGACGCCUCACCGCUUCUAUUGGCCCUCCCAGCCCUGUUAUCUAAAUAAGAGAUUGGGGAAAUGUAGAGACCGUAGUCCGUCCGCCUUAUCUAUGAAGGGUUGGGAGAGUUGUUUUGGGCUUCAUAAGCGCGCCAGCCUCGUUGCCUCUGAUCCCGACAUUUGACGGCACUUAGCGGCCUUCUAGAAUCUGGAGAUUUCCUUUUCGGGACUACGGAGAAUUAAAGGGAAGAAGUAUAAGUAUACUACUUCGAAGUAAGUAAAACUCCCAGGCCCAGGUUCCACGUCAUCCACACUUAUCAACGCUACCGUAGUAUUUUGACUGCCACCCUUGGUUGUCGGGAAAUUAAUUGCCUAUGCCAUGAUUAGGUGUGCUCGUGUAAGGCGUUUCUAUUACAGUAUCAACACCGGCACCUCUUCCUGAGAUACCUCAUGGUAUCGAACUUGAUAGUGUUUCUUGAACAGUAACAAUGGGACCAAGAUAUACUCGGAUUCAAGUGUUACAGAUUCGCCGUUAUUGCUUGAAAGACCUAAGGGUGCUAAGGUCUUUACUUCAAAGGUGUUUGAUGGUUUUCGAAGUGGCCUUGAAAGAGAAUUCGCUGAGACGACGGGUCAUGGCGCUAAGAAUGGAAAACGUUUUUAUAUUUCUGAAGCAGCAUAUUACAACACUGCUCAUACCUCACUGAGCCGAAGGUUGAAAGGAAGGCACUUGCAAAUGAUAGCAAUUGGGGGUCGAUUGGUUAGUCCUCCUGUGAAUAUUAGUCGCAUAUUUCUACCACUUACCCCUAAUAGGCACUGGCUUGUUCAUUGGCUCUGGAUCUGCACUACAACAAGGCGGACCAGCCUCUCUUUUAGCAGCAUUUAUACUCAUCGGGGCAAUUCUUUACUGUAUAGUUCAAGCACUCGGAGAGAUGGCAGUAACAUUUCCUGUAUCUGGCUCAUUUUGUGCUUUCACUACUCGAUUUGUAGAUCCGGCAUGGGGUUUUGCUCAAGGUUGGAACUAUGCCAUGAACUGGCUGUUCGUCAUGCCACUGGAGAUCAUGGCUGCUGCGAUUACACUUGAGUUUUGGGACUCAGGAAUACCGCCGUUCGCAAGUGUCACGAUAUUCCUUAGCUUCAUCAUUGCAAUCAACCUCUCCUCCAUCAAGGGUUUUGGCGAAGCCGAGUACAUAUUCAGCAUCAUCAAGGUCACCGCAAUCAUUGGUUUCAUGUAAGUAUCGCACUCGACAUGAAGGUCAAAUCUGCGUUGCUGACAAGAUUUUAGAAUUUUAGGCGUAGUAUUAAAUUGUGGCGGCGGUCAAGAUGAGGGUUACAUUGGUGGAAAGUAUUGGGUUGCACCUGGUGCAUUCAACGAUGGCUUCAAGGGUUUCUGUGCCAUCCUAACCACUGCUGCCUUUUCAUUCUCUGGCACUGAAAUGGUUGGUCUGGCCGCGGCGGAGACCUACAAUCCUAGCAAAUCUGUUCCCGGCGCAAUCAAACAGACGUUUUGGCGCAUCACUCUGGUCUGUAAUUUUACAAAUCUUUUUUCGGCAAACGUUGACCAGCUUCUAGUUUUACAUAGUGUCAAUUGUUGUCAUUGGUCUUUUGGUCCCUUCAACUAGCCCCCAAUUGGUCGGCAGAAAUGAUGUUGAUGCAAAAGCAUCCCCUUUUAUCAUCGCUAGUAAGAAUAUUUUCCUAUUUUUGCUUUCAGGACAUUUUGAAAAUCUAACAUCGACCCCGAAUAGUCACAGGAGCGGGGAUCCAAGGUUUGGACAGUGUCAUGAACGUGAUCGUCUUGAUUUCGGUUCUGAGCGUAGCAAACUCCUCCAUGUUGUAAGUAACUCACAGUUCUCCCUAAAACGUCUUUCCUAGCAAAAACCACCAACACAUCUAUAGUGCCUCAAGUAGAACUUUGGUUGCAUUAGCAGAACAAGGUCAGGCUCCUCAAUUUCUAGCCAAAACAGACCGUAAAGGUCGACCCCUAUAUGCCAUAGCAUUGGCCUCGGCUGUCGGACUGCUUGCAUACCUUUACGCCACUCCGAUCCAAGGUCCAGAUUUUACAUGGCUUCUGGCUCUAGCUGGUUUGUCGGCCAUCUUCAACUGGCUCUCUAUUGCUGCUGCACAUAUCAAGUUUCGGAAAGCUUGGGCAGAUCAAGGAUAUACGGCUUCUGACCUGAUAUACACCCCACCCGUUGGUGCGUAUGGGUCAUGGGGAUCCUUCAUUGCCCUGGUUUUUGUUCUUGCGGCUGAAUUCUGGACCGCAAUUGCACCACGGGGAUACCAGGACUUUUCAGCGGUCGAGCGUCUCAGUUACUUUUUCGAGACAUUUCUAGCAUUGCCAGUUGUCUUGUUAUGUUAUAUUGGGUAUAAACUCACGUAUCGGACAAGUUGGGUUAGGAUUCAAGAUAUCGAUCUCCAGACUGGGAGGAAUGCGCAUGAGAUUGAUGUUGUGCGACAGAGGUGGAAAGAUGAGCGUAGCGAAUGGCCGAGGUGGAAGAAGAUUUAUCACACGCUGUGUUGAUUAGUGAUUAUUGAAUUUAGCAGUAGAUUCUAU
Hymenoscyphus albidus is the source of this 2955-nucleotide messenger RNA. Lineage: Eukaryota; Fungi; Ascomycota; Leotiomycetes; Helotiales; Helotiaceae. The record is from the annotation of a GenBank genome assembly.